AUGCGGUCUCCGACUUUCUUACGCCUAGCCUUUGGCCUGCUGGCUGCGGGUUGCGCGAUUGCAAGCCCGUGCAAACCGAGCUCAGUCGCGACCACAUCUGCAGGCUCACCAACUAUUUCCACUGGGACUUCAUCCGAAACGUCAACUGCAUCUUCUACUACAGAUCAAUCAGCAACAACUUCUGUUCUGUCCGAGUCGGUUUCUGGAACUUAUCCAUCUUCGUCCGUCGAGCUGUCUGCUUCCGUCACAUCGCAGAUGUCAGAGACUACUACAGAAUUAAGUACAAUCGAAUCGACCACAGCAGAGCCUACCACAAUCGAGUCCACCACCACUGCGGCUGCCUCAACGACUGAGACUAUCCCUGUGCCAACCUUUAGUCUGUUCGCUACUGGCCAAGGCCCCGUAGAAGAAGAAGGUCUUCAUACCUACGACAGCGACGGCUCUGUCGCCGUGUUCGACCCCAACCCCAUCUUUGGCGACGCUUCAGUACGACCCUACAUCAUCGACUCACAGGGAAGACUUGUCAACGACCAGGGCUUCUUCCUUUGUGGAUUCUACAUCGCUACCAACGUCAACCUCGACUCGCCCGCAUCAGUUGGGACCUGCACGAACUCUGGACCGAAAAAGGCUUUUCUGAACUGCCAACUUUCUGCAGACCUCGCAAUCGAAUGUUCGGUCCCUGGCCGGUCUUGCGAGGCGAACAUGAAUGGUGAGCCUUUGUGUCAAGAGACUGGUGAACCAUGGAGCGUUUGGUCUGUUGGCGCUGUGGUUGUGGGUCAUGGUUUGUUUAUUGGGCCAAGCGACACUCCAGAUUCUUUUGAUCGUAUUGGGUUGCGCGUUGAGGAGGUGUAA
Molecule: messenger RNA, 852 nt
Organism: Fusarium tjaetaba
Lineage: Eukaryota; Fungi; Ascomycota; Sordariomycetes; Hypocreales; Nectriaceae
Exons: 2
Coding region: 1-852 (283 amino acids)
Source: RefSeq, a predicted model, not a curated record